GAUCGGCAACCCCUGCAUCACGUUCCCAACUAUUGUUUUGGACGAGUCCAGGGGUUAACUGAUACGUUCAUAUGGAUUUUCUUUCCAGCUUUUUACAUGCAGACUUCACAAGAGGAUCCCUUGAAACGAACCUGCAUUGCCCGGGACCAAUACUCUUGCUGGUAUGACCAUGUUUUGUUUCCAGCUAUCGCAGCUGCGGUACGCGACCCAAAUAUACUCCAGUAUAUUCCCAAGAACCUCAACAUUGCCCAGACUAACUCGCGUGCUCGGCAAGAAGGAAUUUCCACUGAACGGCUCUCGGAUAUGAACGCGGAAUUUGGAAUACUCGGUCAGGGUAGGAGAAGUACUUCGCUUUCUUACGUCCUCCAGAAUAGACAUCUUGAGGCCAUAUGGGAAGGAGUUCGUACUCAUGCGGCGACAUACCCCCAAUUCGCCGGUAUAAAACUAUAUCUGGGUGCCAAAAACCUCAAACUUGUCUACAUGAACGCCGAUAUCAGGCAAACGAUUCGAGCCUGGCGUAGUCAGUGGCAGAAUGCUGUGGAUCAGGCAUUUCUUGAUCCUUCUGAUACGUACGUCGAUAUUGGGCGCCAAUAUACUCCUCGCAUUGGAUCUGUCGCCGAAGCCAACGUCCUCAUGUGGCGACGAUGCUGUCUGAAGCAACUAUGGAGACAACGACAAGCGUGGACCAGUCAGUAUAACGCCAUGUAUCCAUUUGUACGCAGCUCGCUCGAAGACAUAGCGACCUCAGAGUCCCGGUCUGUUCCUCUUCGGCUCAUCGAAUACCCCAGGUUUACACUACGUGAUACGAUUGAUAUGACGAUACAGCCUGCAGAUAAGAGCCGAGAGGUCGGUGAGGGUCUCAUAUACAGUCAAUUCUAUAACUUUGUCAAGAUUCCUUUCGAUGCUGCUAAGCAAUACCCGUUUCAGAACCGUCAACUCGAAAAGAUGGCUCUCGAUCCGUCGUACGUAGCUGACUACGAAAGAUCCACUCGAGGAAGUCAUGCCAAUCAAGCCUCGCUCAGUCUGGCCUACCGUUUGAGUAAACUACGGAAUCAAUACUUUGGAAAGAUCGUUGGCAACAGAGCAAACAAGUUACCUCGCGAAGUGGCCAACGUCAGAGUUCUGAGGUCGAGCGAUUGCAUCGAGGCUGCGGCACCGCUGUGA
Molecule: messenger RNA, 1164 nt
Organism: Fusarium redolens
Lineage: Eukaryota; Fungi; Ascomycota; Sordariomycetes; Hypocreales; Nectriaceae
Exons: 2
Coding region: 97-1164 (355 amino acids)
Source: RefSeq, a predicted model, not a curated record